GCGCGGACACUUCCGGGGCUGUCAGUGGAAGGAUUGUGGCGGACAUGGCAGAGAAUACUUGCGAAUUAAACGGCCCCGGGGCCUCGGUGUGCAGGCGGUGCGCGGCCACGGGGGAGAAGGGCAUGGUGUCCAAAUGGGUCCGGCUCAAUGUCGGAGGGACGUGCUUCCUGACCACCAGGCAAACGCUGUGCAGGGACCCCAAAUCCUUCCUGUACCGCCUGUGCCAGGCAGACCCCGACCUGGACUCGGACAAGGAUGAAACAGGUGCCUAUUUAAUAGACAGAGACUCCACGUACUUUGGUCCGGUGUUGAACUACCUGAGACAUGGCAAGCUGGUGAUAAACCGAGACCUAGCAGAAGAAGGUGUUCUGGAGGAAGCCGAGUUCUAUAACAUCACUUCCCUAAUUAAACUUGUAAAGGACAGAAUAAGAGAGAGAGACAGCAAAACAUUACAGAUCCCCGUUAAACAUGUUUACAGAGUGUUGCAGUGCCAGGAGGAAGAACUUACACAGAUGGUCUCCACGAUGUCUGACGGCUGGAAGUUUGAACAGUUUGUCAGUAUAGGUUCCAUGUAUGGAUUUGGGCGGGCUCAUCAAUCAGAAUUUCUGCUCAUUGUGUCAAGGGAAGUGAAAGGGGAGGAAACGAGCCGUCAGAAGUGCAGCGGCGAGCUGGUCAGUAUCGGGUCGUCCUACAACUACGGAAACGAAGAUCAAGCAGAGUUCUUGUGUGUCGUCUCCAAAGAGUUGCACAAUACGCAGUACGGCACAACUAGUGAACCCAGCGAGAAAGCAAAGAUUUUGCAAGAAAGAGGCUCGAGAAUGUGAAGUGCCCCGAAAGCUGAAUUUUGGUUUUAACCGUUUUAUUUGACGCACCCAAUGACAAGAUGCAAAGAAAUCUAACCUUUUUAUUUGUUCUCUGAGCCGCACCAAGACAAAACCUUUUUAGAUAAUGUAGUCGGGAGUAUGUUGGAACAAUUGGGUGCUGCGAGUAUAUGAAUGAGGGCAGUGAUGGGUAUCUUGUGGGGUUGGAGGUGUCACAACCUACACGUUCGUCCUCCUGCAGACCCCUAAUUUUGUUUUUUUUGUUUUUUUUUAAUUUUUUAUAAACUGCUUUAACACUAGUGGACUAUGUAAAAAGAAAUCAACUGACAGGCUAUACGUGGGACUGCGUUGCCCCUAACUGCAGUCCCAAGUGUGUUCUCUUUGGGACGUUAACAGGACCCACUCAUGAUUGUGGAGGUUUUCCCUCUUUAAACAUCAAUGAGUAACAGAUAAGCCGAUUGCCGUAAGAAACCAAUAGCCGUUUCCACGAGGGCUUAAUUUGUGGCCUCUGUUUAUCCACAAAGGGAAAAUAGAACCCGUACAACAUAUAUUCUGCACUCGUCCUUUGUUUUAAUGUUUAUGCUGAGCUUCAAUCCUGCCCAAAUAUCUGGAGGUUUCAUUUUUUUUUAUUUUUUUU
This is a messenger RNA of Spea bombifrons (plains spadefoot toad), 1458 nucleotides long. RefSeq names its product potassium channel tetramerization domain containing 5 (gene KCTD5). Gene Ontology annotation, cellular component: Cul3-RING ubiquitin ligase complex; cytoplasm. Gene Ontology annotation, molecular function: cullin family protein binding. Lineage: Eukaryota; Metazoa; Chordata; Amphibia; Anura; Pelobatidae. The coding region runs from base 45 to 824 and encodes 259 amino acids. The transcript is spliced from 7 exons. The record is from RefSeq and is a predicted model, not a curated record. Gene Ontology annotation, biological process: proteasome-mediated ubiquitin-dependent protein catabolic process; protein homooligomerization.